This is a messenger RNA of Spinacia oleracea (spinach), 1930 nucleotides long. Its product is annotated as probable pectinesterase/pectinesterase inhibitor 12. Bases 121 to 1824 code for a protein of 567 amino acids. Lineage: Eukaryota; Viridiplantae; Streptophyta; Magnoliopsida; Caryophyllales; Amaranthaceae. The record is from RefSeq and is a predicted model, not a curated record. Gene Ontology annotation, molecular function: enzyme inhibitor activity; pectinesterase activity. The transcript is spliced from 3 exons. Gene Ontology annotation, biological process: cell wall modification.
AAUUUUAUCUUCCCCAAAACACCAUAAUUAAUUUUAACCAAACCUUAAUUUAAACUACUAUUUAUAUUAUUCUCUAAACAUAUCAAUUCUCUCACCAUCUCAUCACUCCUACCUACAUCCAUGGCUUCCUCCCUAUCAAAAUCUCCACAUUGUCUCCUAAUCUUAUCUCUAAUUACUCUAACAAUUCUCAUUCCAUUUGCAAACUCUUUAACCAACAACAAUGAAAACGAGAUGAUAUUAUCUCAAAAAUCAGAAUUAAAAUCUUUAUGUAAAACUACACCAUACCCAAAUGAUUGUUUAAACACCCUAAAACUCACCCUUUCCUUAAACCUCCCAUUAAACUUCCUAAACUUCUUAUUACAAUCUCUUCAAAAUGCACUAAGUGAAGCUACUAAACUUUCCUAUGUUUUUGACACAACAACACAUUACAAUCUUAUUGAGAAACAAAGAGGAGCACUUCAAGAUUGUAAGGAACUUCAUCAAAUCUCACUCCUUUCACUUAAAAGAUCGGUUUCCGAGGUUAAGUCAUCGAAUUUAACCGAUGCUAGGGCUUUCCUUAGUGCUUCCCUUACCAACAGAGAAACUUGCUUAGAGGGUCUCGCCUCGGCUUCCGGGCCUCAGAAACGGGUCUUAAUAAGGUCCAUUUUCGACGCUUACAAGCAUGUUAGCAACUCAUUGUCUAUGCUCAGCGAUGGCAGUGGUGGUUCUGGGGUGGCGCGAGGGUCAUAUAGUCAUGGCGUCAUGCUAGCUCCAGCACUAAGCGACGGCCCUGCUUCUCGGGGGGUGCCACCACCCUCCUGGUGGUCGUCGUCGUUGGAUAGUAAAAUCCUGGGCGGCGACGAAGACUAUGGUGGUGGCUGGGAGGGUGAUGAAGGUGAGACGAUCAUUGUCGCGGCGGACGGGAGUGGGGAUUUCACGAGUGUACAAGAAGGUGUUAACUUUGCACCAAAUAAUAGUGAGUAUAGGACUUUUAUCUAUGUAAGGAAAGGGGUUUAUGAGGAGAAUGUGGAGAUUCCAAGUAAUAAACCUAAUAUUGUUCUUCUUGGUGAUGGGAGUGACGUCACUAUUAUUACUGGUAAUAGGAGUGUGGCUGAUGGUUGGACUACUUUCAGAUCAGCAACUGUAGCUGUCUCCGGAGAAGGAUUCUUAGCACGUGACAUAACCUUUGCGAACACGGCCGGCGCCGAGAAACACCAAGCGGUCGCCCUUCGAAUAAACGCGGACUUAACGGCGGUCUACAGGUGCACCAUACUAGGGUACCAAGACACACUCUACGUCCACUCCUUCAGACAGUUCUACAGAGAGUGCGACAUUUACGGGACAGUGGACUACAUCUUCGGCAACGCCGCAGUAAUCCUCCAGGGGUGCAACGUCGUUUCACGUAUGCCGCUCCCCGGACAACACACGGUGAUCACGGCCCAGUCGCGUGACAUGCCUGACGAAAACACGGGCAUCGUUCUCCAGAACUGCACCGUGCUGGCUACCGAGGAGCUAUACGGGAACAAGACACGUGUACGGAGUUACCUUGGGAGGCCGUGGAAGCCAUACGCUAGGACGGUGUACAUUGAGUCGUACAUUGAUGAUUUUAUUGAUGCAAAGGGUUGGGUAAAAUGGUCGUCAAAUGAUGAUGAAUUAGGGUUGAAUAGUUUGUAUUAUGGAGAGUUUGAUAAUAGAGGGCCGGGUUCGAUCACGGGUGGUAGAGUUAAUUGGGGCGGGUACCAUGUUAUGGAUUAUUAUGAUGCAGCUAAUUUUACGGUUUCUGAGUUUAUUGUUGGGGAGGCAUGGUUAGAUUCUACUUCAUUUCCUUAUGAUGAAGGGAUUUGAUUAUUCUUAUUAUUAAUUGUUAUCGUAGUGCUCGUUCGAUAGCGUUGUCAGUUUUCAGUUUUUGGGUUUAAUAAUUCAUACUACUUUCGUUUCUGAAAGUUUUUAA